UUCUCUACUCUGUUGUAGGAGGUGCGCUUACUUCUAAUUCGGUUAGACUAUCGGUUGCCAUAUCACUACUUGGAACACUGGCAUUACUACAUAGUAAUGGUGUGGUCCAUAGAGACAUGAAGAGCGCCAAUGUGAUGUUAACUGGAUCUCUCCAACCU
Molecule: messenger RNA, 158 nt
Organism: Perkinsus marinus ATCC 50983
Lineage: Eukaryota; Perkinsozoa; Perkinsida; Perkinsidae
Exons: 1
Biological process (GO): protein phosphorylation
Molecular function (GO): protein kinase activity; ATP binding
Source: RefSeq, a predicted model, not a curated record